AUGGAUAUUGAAAGUUCCGCCGGCUCCCAAGGAGACCAGAUAUCAAAGCUAGGAAACCUUCCCACGGAGCUGCUUGAACAAACAGUCUCAGAGCUCCCUGUUGAGAACAUGGUCUUGGCGAUGUCGGUGUCUCGACGUUUCAAGGCGAUAAUAUCGAGCAAUUUGGCUCUCAUGCUCGAUGCUGCUAUGAAGGCUAUCGAAGAGGAGCGCUUGAAGGUCAUGCUGACAUUUGCACCCCCGGCACUCGCCCAAGAAUUUGUACUUUGCCGAAAUGGUACAGUUGAUGAGAUGAGUGGAUAUGUGACUACCCACUCCACAAUUUCCCAACCAGAGCCUGUCACCCCGAACCAAGGCCCUCCGAGAAAUGCACCUAGUAAGUUCUUUUUUGCUAAAGAUAACAAAGCUCGCAAAAGUAACGUUGAGUCUCAAAAAGUGUACAACAACCUACUUCGUGAGGUCACUAUUGACGACGACGAGGCAUUCACUCAGGUCAAAGUGACCGUGAAGAUAGCCGUGUCACCUGGCUCGCACUGGGUGGCGAACCCUACUAUGCUUCUUGACAGCACCCUUCGCCUUUCCCAUGAGUGGCUUGAGCGAGGAGCUGCCGAACUGCUCUGGCUAGAUGAUGCGAAGUCCUUUGGCUUACGCGUGCAGCCCCGCCCUAGACAAUUGGCCCGCCCGGCUGAAGGGACAUUAUAUUACGAUCUCGAGGUUGAUGGUAAAUGCAACUUGUACCGUGAAGCCGAAACGAAAGCUUACAUGGCAGAACUACAUAUACGGACCACUCGUUUCCUUGCCGCCUUUAAAGAGGCGGAGCGGAAAGAGGAAAAAGAAACGGUAUUUAAUAUUCCUAUAUUACCCUCCGCAUUCUGA
Messenger RNA from Penicillium cinerascens, 873 nucleotides. RefSeq names its product F-box protein. The coding region runs from base 1 to 873 and encodes 290 amino acids. The record is from RefSeq and is a predicted model, not a curated record. The transcript has 2 exons. Lineage: Eukaryota; Fungi; Ascomycota; Eurotiomycetes; Eurotiales; Aspergillaceae. Gene Ontology annotation, molecular function: protein binding.